Molecule: messenger RNA, 5731 nt
Organism: Corythoichthys intestinalis (scribbled pipefish)
Lineage: Eukaryota; Metazoa; Chordata; Actinopteri; Syngnathiformes; Syngnathidae
Product: gastrula zinc finger protein XlCGF57.1-like
Exons: 3
Coding region: 174-1985 (603 amino acids)
Source: RefSeq, a predicted model, not a curated record
ACAUGACGCAUCAUCUGUGUACCCUUCCGGGACUUGUAUGCUUUUGUGUUCCCUUCUCCUAACCAAACGAGCUCCCUCAGAGUAUCCUCAUUGGAUGCUACGGACUGAAGAGCAACGCAAUCCCAAACAUCAAGUCAAAGAGUAGAGACGUGGAAGAUGAGGAGAGGAAAUCCAUGCCACGACGAGCAACUGUAACACAAAAGAAAAUGACGUGUCCCGCGGACAUCACUAUUAAAGCGCUUCACCCUCAGAAGCACGAUCCCCUCCAAGUUAAAGAGGAGGAGGAGUGGGAGAUGCCGUACAUCAAGCUGGAGGCGGAGCCAGAGACCCCCAGCAUUAAAGAAGAAGAACAGGAAGAUGAAAUCCCUAAGUUUCCAAUGACUGUUAGUGUGAAGAGUGAAGAAGAUGAAGGUCCAAGCGAAGAGAGUGGAGCCGUGAAACCUUGGAUGGACACCUCACUUCAACACCUGACAACAGAAGGAGAGGGACGAUCACAACCGGGCGGUCUCUUUGCACCGCUCUCGGACAGCGAGGACGUAACGUCACACUCUUCUGACUUUAACACUGAUGAGGAGGAUGGCGACUUUGACCAAACUGCUUCGAAAUCCAUCAACGGGUCAGCAAUGAAAAUAGCCACAAAAGCGGUUGGGAAACCUUUUACCUGCUCACGUUGUGAUAAAACAUUUUCUCAGAAACAUCACUUAAAAAGACACAUGCAUACACACACCGGGGAGAAACCUUUCGGCUGCACAUACUGUGGUAAACGAUUUGCUGAAAAGGGAUAUUUGAUUGAGCACACAAGAAUGCACACCGGAGAGAAGCCUUUCGCCUGCUCGUUUUGCGAGAAAAGAUAUUCUCAGAAGAGUCGGUUAGAAGAACACACGCGUAUACACAGCGGAGAGAAGCCUUUUGUCUGCUCAAUUUGUGGUAAAAGAUUCACUCAGAAGAGAAUUUUAAACGCACACGCAAUAUUGCACACUGGAGAGAAGCCUUUUAUCUGCUCAAUUUGCGGUAAAAGAUUCGCUCAUAAGACAACUUUCAACAGACAUGCAAGAACACACACUAGAGAGAAGCAUUUUUUCUGCAUAUGUUGUGAUAAAAAAUUCAUCGAGAAGGAUCAAUUAAACCAACACAUAAGAACACACGCUGGAGAGAAGCCUUUUGUCUGCACAUCUUGUGGUAAACGAUUCACGGAGAAGGGAAGUUUAAACCGACACAUUAGAGCACACAGUGGAGAGAAGCCUUUUGUCUGCACAUUGUGUGGUAAACAAUUCACUUUGAAGGGAAGUUUAAACAAACACACGCGUAUACACACUGGAGAGAAGCCUUUCGUCUGCACGUCUUGUGGUAAACGAUUCACUGAGAAGGGAAGUUUAAACAAACACAUAAUGACACACACUGGGGAGAAGCCUUUUGUCUGCACAUAUUGUGGUAAACAGUUCAUUAGUAAGGGAGGUUUAGACAAACACACACCCACACACACUGGAGAGAAGCCUUUUUCCUGCUCACUUUGCCAUAAAAGAUUCUCUCGGAAACCACUACUAAACCAUCACACUAAAACACACACUGAAGAGAAGCUUUUUACCUGCUCACUUUGUGACAAAAGAUACUUGACGAAAUCAGAUUUAAACGAUCACACAAGAACACACAAUAAGCCUUUUGCCUGCUCUCUAUGUGAUAAAAGAUUUUGUCGUGAGCAACAGUUAAUAACACACACGCGUACACACACCGGGGAAAAGCCCUUUCUCUGCACUUUUUGUGGGAAAGGAUUCACCCAGAAGGUGCUAUUGAUGCGUCACACAAGCGCACACACUGGGGAAAAGCCUUUCGCCUGCACACUUUGCGAUGAAAGAUUUUCUUGGAAGCAUCACCUAACAUCACACACGCGUACACACACCGGGGAAAAGCCUUUUCCCUGCUCAGAUUGUGACAAAAAAUUCUCCCGGAAAGAAGAUUUAAAUAAUCACGCAAAAACACACACCUAAUUUACUUACUGCUUACAAGGCAGGAACGCAGCCUAGCUUGAAGCACUUCUUAAAACCCAGUGAGCAGUACUACUAAGAUGCAGGCUGACGUAUUACACUCACAAUAAGAAUUUGUCACGAACAUAAGACAGAAACUGUCGCAUUGUCGUCUCGUCAGAGGAAAACUGGCAAUCGUCUCGUUAUGUUAUCGUUGUCCAGGACACUGUUUUAGCUCUCCAUCAUCAUGUUAUCGUCAUGAAAAAAUUAUUUGUCUGUGAAAUAUUUUCAUUAUCGUCACCGUUGACGAAAACAACAAUGCUAUUGAAUCAUGGUCGCAUUAAGUUGUACUAACAACACAAACUAUAUAUGAUAUAUAAGUAGAGAUGUCCCGAUCAAUCGGUGUCCGAUCACGUCAUUUUCAAAGUAUCGUAAUCGGCAAAAAAAUAUCGGCCAUGCCUUUUAUCAAUAUAUAUAUAUAUAUAUAUAUAUUUUAAUUAAAUCGUUUUCUAAUUAUAUUUAACGUUACAGACAUAAUAUGUUACACUCAUCCAUAGUCUUUAGGCUUAAGGUAGGGUUAUCAAAAAUAUCCUGAUAACGGCGGCAAUUGAUUUAUUAAAUGUGUCACGUUAAAAUAUUUAAAGCAAUUAAUGUAUGCGCUGCACGACCCUCUCACUCAUUGUCGCGCUCAAUCUGUAAUGACGCCAUUUUACCUAUAUAGAGAGAUAAAAGGCAGCGCAAAAUGAGUAGAGUGAAUUUUGGGAGCCUUUGGAGCCUUUUUUAAAUUGGCUAAAGCUUUGCAAUCCCUCUCCCAAUGAUUAAAAAUAUCAUGGGAAGCAAUGUGGGGAAGCAAGGUGGCAAUUGAUCUUUGUCUUAACACCUUAAGUUAUUUCCCAACGCAGAGAAGAUAUAUCCUUUGGUAGCACGACGCACAGUCAUGGUUCCACUUCCCAUCAUGCAUUUGGGAUGGCCACAGUAUCAUUUACUGAAAGCUCAACAAAUACACCAGAUGGCAAUAUUUAGUCACAAUAUACAAAGUUUUUCUAUCCGUGGAUCCCUCUCACAGAAAGCGUGUUAAUAAUGUAAAUGCCAUCUUGAGGAUUUAUUGUCAUAAUAAACAAAUACAGUACUUAUGUAUUGUAUAUUGAAUGUAUAUAUUCGUCCGAGUUUUAUUCAUUUUUUCUUAAUGCAUUGCCAAAAUGUAUAUGAUCGGGAAAAAUUAUAGGGAAUGAUUGGAAUUGAAUCGGGAGCAAAAAAAAAGCAAUCAGAAUCGGGAAAUAUCGGGAUCGGCAGAUACUCAAACUAAAACGAUCGGGAUCGGAUCGGGAGCAAAAAAACAUGAUCGGAACAACCCUAUAAAUAAGUAUACUUAUGUAUUAGCAGCAAUGUUUUUUGGCAGCCUUUUUAAUUUUCUUCUGUCUUUUGGAUGAUAAUAAUUAUUAGUCUUAGUCAUAUUUUCAUUAUCUCAAAAUGUUUUUGUCAUAGGUUGAGUUUGCAAAAAUGUUGAUAACCCCGAAAAGCUUGGUCAGCAAUAAAACUUACAAGAUAUAUGCUCAGAUAGUAGCUUAGCCCGUGCUCGUACAUACAGGCAUCCCAGCUGUGUGUUCGUGUGUGAGCGCGUGCAUUUUUCUGUCUUACCUAGUGGAGAAGUAGACGCUGAAUCCUUUUUGACUGAAUAUUCCAGCCAGGGACAUUUACAAUAAUAUGUUAAUGUUUUUUUCAAUGUUAUGUUUUAUUUUUUUGUCACUAUCAAUCUUUUCAAUUAGUAUGUAGAUGUGUGCGUUCGAGAAGCUUGAUUGUAUGUAUGUGCUCUUGAUAAGGUAAUGGGUGCAAUACCUAACUCAGGGGUGGGCAAACCGGUCCUCAAGGGCCGCAGUGGGUCCUGGUCUUUGUUACAACCGAUCCAGCACAAGCAGUUUAACCAAUGAGAGGUCUGGGGAAACACGAAGCACCUGACUGCAAUCAACUGAUUUUAAGAAACCAGACUGGUGCAAAGGUGUCCUCUUGAUGGGUUGCAAAGAAAGCGGCCCUUUGUGGAAUAGUUUGCCCACUCCUGACCUAACCUCACAAAUAGAUAUCCUCUAAACCCUUUUUGUUAGAUGAUAUACAGUAUAUAUAUAUUAUUUUUUUUCACUAUUUUACACUGUUGGUCUCCUGUGUAUAACCUGUUUUGAACAUAGAAUAGUGAUCCCUCGCUACUUUGCGCCCUCAGUCCAUUGCAGAUUUUUUUUCCAAUUAAAAAAUUAAAAAAUAUAAAUAAAUGUAUUUUAUAGAGCUAUUCUGAUCACGUAGUCUCUCACUCUGGCUCCAGCCGCUUUUCUUGGUCAGGCAGUGCGGCAGAGUUGCUUAUUAAAGUUAACGAUGAUUUACAGACGUUAAGAAUUGAUUUUGCCAGAGACGCUUGUAAGCCGAAACUUCAAACCGCCUCAUACGUGUAUCAUCGUUUAACUUGUUAAACUGUUGCUGUGGCAACUCAUUGUGAGCAGCUUAAAGUGGAUUUGAGUGGACUCACUCAAUUAAGAAUUUAAUAAAGACAUGCAUUGUUAUACUUUAGCCUUGUUUAAAAAUAAUUUGGUGGGACUGUAACAUGUUUAAAAGUUAUUACAAUUUAUUUGAAGUGCUUAAAAAACAUUAAAAUAUAUACAAUAUAUAGUUUCCUAUGCUAAAUCUGGAAAAAAAUACAUUGAACAUGCAAAAAAAAAAUUUGGGGGGUGGGAUGGUGCUACUCCGUGGUUUGCACUCAUCGCGGCGGCUUCUGGUUGCCAUUAACCGCGAAAAACAAGGGAUCACUGUAUGUAGAAUGAGCAAAAACGCUGAUGACCUUACCUGCUGUUUCUGUUGAAUUAUUAAAUGUAAAACAGUCUCAUAUUUUUCUGUUGGAUGUUUAUCCAAACAAGUUGAAUAGAUAGAAGCUUCAAAACAUUUCGUUGAGCGUGUUUGAUCGUCAGUGGGACAUCAAUCUUACAAAUUUUGACAAAACAUUUAGGGAUUUUUUUUGUCUUUUUGGGUCCAAAUGUGGAUCAGUGAAGAAAACAACAAUUUGGACAUGAAGGUUAUCGUGUCCUGAAUAAAAGGGACCCAAGCAGGCCACUGUGAACAUUUUUUUCUUCAUCAAAGGCAUGCAAAUUCAGACAAAAUAGGCUCAGGUGUUAAAGGGUUAACCCUAUACACUAUGCAUUCUUCAAAGGGGGAGGUGUCCCUUUGAUUUCUCUGGUCCAUAAUAUCUGUUGUGCUCGUCAUAAAGACGUAUUUUUUGACCAGUUAAUAGACUAGUAGUAGUUUUUUCAUACAACACCAGAUGGCAGCACGGUUGCAUCGUAACUAAACAAGUUCUGCCGAGCCGACUGGAAAAAUCAAGUUUCUCUCUGCAUGGAAUAAUCAAUAUUAAUCACAAUUAUUGUUUUGUCUCUAUAUAACACGUAAAGAUGUUUAGCUUUGUUUAUUUUGUCAUAUUGUUUCGGAGCACAACGUCAUCUGUAUGAACUGUUAUUGAAGAAAUAAAGCUUUUCUGCCAAUUGCUUCAAAGCUUCGUAGUGAUUCAUUUGCUCUUAAGUGGGCUUGAAGCCCAAGAGGUCAACAGUGUUGAGAAUUCUAUAGCCAUUUGUUUGGGAAAAUGAUAGGAAUGUGCUUGUGUUACUAUAUGGACAAAAUGCAACAAGUGCUAUUAGGAUAACUUGUUAGUCAGUUUUAUUUUCAAAUAAUAAUAGUUUUCCUACAGUGGUUAGAUUUAAUGUUAUUCUUUUUCUUUGGAAAGUAUUUCACUAGUUUAG